Molecule: messenger RNA, 1933 nt
Organism: Myiozetetes cayanensis
Lineage: Eukaryota; Metazoa; Chordata; Aves; Passeriformes; Tyrannidae
Gene: GASK1A
Product: golgi associated kinase 1A
Cellular component (GO): Golgi apparatus
Source: RefSeq, a predicted model, not a curated record
GUAUUGAUUCCUGGUGUUGCGUGGAAGUGCCACAGGCGGAAGGCACCCUGCUCGGGAGGUGACCGUGUGCUGUGCUGCCCGCAGGCAGUGAAGCAGAUGAAGAGGAGCGCGUCGGCUCGUGCUGCGAGACAUGGCCCAGCGAGUGUGGCGAAGGUUGGGGAUGAAGCUCUCAGCCCCAGCGGCCGUCGGGAUGCUGCUGGCCCUGGCCCUGCUGGCACUCCUCCACCUGCCCCCACCGCCGGACCACUCCCUUCUCCCACUGCCGGCCUCGUCCUCCCCAGAUCCCCUGUGGGAGGUGGCUGACCCACUAUCUGGAGGACCAGCCCGCAGAGAAAGGCUCCCUGUACCCCUCACUCGCUCAAGGCGGGACCAGACCCCUGGCUGGGGCAGGAGGCGGCGCCGGGGUGUGGAGAGGAAAACUCCCCCUUGGCUCUCUGAGGAUGACCUCCGGAAGAUGCAGCUGCUGGCCGGUGGGCAGGUGGUCUCCAAGACCCGCAUACCUGCCCAUGGGCAAGUCAUGCGAGUGGGGCUGCGGGCCUUGGGGGAUGCCAAGGGGAGUGCCUUGCCAGCCAGCCCAGAGGACUGCCAGGAUGGGCACUGUGGGCUCAUCAAGCGCCCCGGGGACCUCUAUGAGGUGCUGGCCUUCCACCUGGACAGGGUGCUGGGGCUGAACCGCAGCCUGCCCGCUGUGGCCCGGCGCUUCACCAGCCACCUCCUGCCCUACAGCUACACCGAUGGCUCCCUGCGCCCCAUCAUCUGGUGGGCUCCUGACCUCCAGCACCUGGAGGAUGCCAACAAUGACCAGAACUCCUGUGCCUUGGGAUGGCUGCAGUACCAGGAGAUGCUGCAGUCUCGCAGAUCAACGUUGGUGGCCGUGGAUGCCCCCUGCUCCAGUAUCCCACACGGCGAGUGGAGCCGUCUGGCCCUCUUUGACUUUCUUCUCCAGGUUCAUGACCGCCUGGACCGCUACUGCUGUGGGUUUCAGCCUGAUCCCUAUGAGCCCUGCGUGGAGGAGAUGCUCCAUGAGAAGUGCCGGAACCCAGAAGAGCUGGUCCUGGUCCACAUCCUGGUCCGGAGGAGCGCGCCAUCCCGCCUGGUGUUCAUCGACAAUGCAGGCAGGCCACAGCACCCUGAGGAGAAACUCAACUUCAGGCUCCUUCAAGGCAUAGACAGCUUUCCAGCGGCGGCAGUGGCCACGCUGCGGUCGGGCAGACUGCAGAGCCUGCUGCUGGAGUCACUGCGUGUGGACCGGGAGCUCUGGGACAGCCAGGGCGGUGCCGAGGGCCUGAGACCCCUGCUUCAGACCAUCGACAGGCGGGCACGGAUCCUGCUCCGGUACAUCCAAGAGCACAACCUGACAGUGUUUGAGGACUUGCCAUGCUGAACUGACCUCCAGCCAGCACAGAGUGCCUGCCUGGCAAAUCCCAACAGCAACAGAUGUACCUCAUGCCCUCAACAUGGGUGAUAUGAGACUGCUUGGCUCUCCACAAGGUAGAAUGCUCUGGAGAAGCAGAUGGGAUCACAGGGAGCAGGAAAGAGGAGGAGGAGAUGUCUCCUGAGACAACCCACAACUGCUUGAGAAAGGCAACAGUCAUCAAGUCAUGGUCUCAGCAUGGAUUUUCAAAGGACAUCAAUGAGAUUUUUGGGUGCCUUCACACAUACACACAUGCAUGCACACAGACACAAAUAUACACACACAGCUACUAUGAAAACUGGAGGUUUGGACAAUUGAACAUGGACCCUGGGAAGGGUUAAAAAGCAGUGGAAGAAGUCACUGGCAGCCUUUCUGUGACUUGUACUGGGCUUUUUGAUGAUGCUUUCCAAAACAUCCCAGGCAGAGAGGUAAGGGGAGACCAGAGAGGAACUUUCAAAGUGGAUUAAGCAGGGACAAGAUGCUAAAGCUGAGCUCUCUCUGGUACUCCCACGGAGGGGA